Agrilus planipennis (emerald ash borer) is the source of this 627-nucleotide messenger RNA. RefSeq lists its product as uncharacterized. The transcript is spliced from 4 exons. Bases 123 to 461 code for a protein of 112 amino acids. The record is from RefSeq and is a predicted model, not a curated record. NCBI's taxonomy places the organism in Eukaryota, Metazoa, Arthropoda, Insecta, Coleoptera, Buprestidae.
GGAAAUGCGUGGCCAAGAUAGUUCAAUUGAUCGUUAAUUCUUCUUAGGAAUCCAAUGGAAUAUUUUUUAUUUCGAGAGGCAUUUUUGAGUUCUUUUCCUGGAAUCGUGGAGAAUGGUUUCACAUGUUCAGAGCUGGGGAAGAAGGAGAGAACCCUCACUGCGACAGGGACAUUUUGAGUUCCUUACCUGGAAUCGUGGAGAAUGGUUUCACGUGUUCAAAGCUUGGGAAGAAGGAGAGAACUCCCGCUGCGACAAGGUACCACAGUCACCAUCAGCAGGAGCUGCUAUAUCUGGACGUCGAUCUUCGUCUUCGUUCGGGAGUGUCGGUCGCGAAUUACUCGGGAGUGUUCCCGGAGCGUCCGGAUUCGAACUCGGAAGUCUUCAACACCCGGAAUCUCGGGAUUUCGAGAUCCUGGGUCUUGGAAACUUCGGAAUUCGAAUCUCGGGAUCUUCAAAACUAACGAUCUCGAAGAAACCUUCGAGAUCAUUAGUUUUGGAAAUCUUGGGAUUCGUAUUUCGAAUUCUCCAGGACUCAAAGAUCUCGAAACUUCCGAAAUUUUGUGUGUUGGGGGCUUUUUAGUUCGAAUCCGGGCAUCCGGCCUCCGGGCGUCGUCCCGGACGGUCUUC